AGGGAAUUUGUUUGAAUGAAGUGUAUGCCCCGUGAUGUAUCGAGCGAAAUCCGGUCCGACGGAUUACACAUUCAGCUAGAAAUGAACAAUGACUUGCGCAAUGACUCCGGUACACUUUUUGUGGUGAUGGCCCUCCUCACGGCCCUCGCGUCUGCCACUCCGCCCCCAGAACCGCAGCGUGACGACUCCCUCGAGAACGGGGCCAUUCUGAGGGACGACCACCUGCUGGACGACCACGUGCUGGACGACCACCUGCUGGCGGACGACCACCUGCUGGCGGACGACCACCUGCUGGCGGACGACCGGCUGGCGGAGGACUACGACAGGUUCAAUUUCGGGGUCGAGCCCACCAAUGGCAUCUUCUUGUCAGAGUCGGGAUUCGGUGAUCUGAAGAACGUUUUCCGCGGCGCCGGCUCCUUCUCGUACACCGCUCCCGACGGCACCCCGAUCUACGUGGAGUUCGUGGUCGACGAGAACGGACGAGGCUUCCAGACCCACCAGAGCCUCCUGCCGCCCAAGUCCCCGAUCCCGAGGCCGAUCCCGAAGUUCGUCCUCGACCAGAUCACGAAGGCCGCUGAGGAGGGCGAGGCAUCACGAAACCGCCAUCAUCUCAGGGAUCCCAGCCUCCCCGUUGGGACUUCUUGAUCUAUUUCAUCUCAUCCUCAUGUCUGUUUGUAUUGUCAUUUCAUAUUUUUGUAUUGAUUUGUAAGUAACAUCACCUGGUAAUAUUCCUUUACCGAGAGAGUGAGAAAUAAAAGAAAUGUUACGAA
Messenger RNA from Penaeus indicus, 770 nucleotides. Its product is annotated as cuticle protein AMP1A-like. The transcript is spliced from 4 exons. Bases 16 to 645 code for a protein of 209 amino acids. The record is from RefSeq and is a predicted model, not a curated record. NCBI's taxonomy places the organism in Eukaryota, Metazoa, Arthropoda, Malacostraca, Decapoda, Penaeidae.